Molecule: messenger RNA, 756 nt
Organism: Brassica oleracea var. oleracea
Lineage: Eukaryota; Viridiplantae; Streptophyta; Magnoliopsida; Brassicales; Brassicaceae
Product: N-alpha-acetyltransferase 50
Exons: 3
Coding region: 61-555 (164 amino acids)
Biological process (GO): mitotic sister chromatid cohesion
Cellular component (GO): NatA complex; cytoplasm
Molecular function (GO): N-acetyltransferase activity
Source: RefSeq, a predicted model, not a curated record
AUCUCUCCUUUUAUAUCUCGCAGUUCUAGAUUGUUCGUUCGUGUAGAGAGGAAGACGGCGAUGGGAACUGGGCGUGAAGCCAGCGUGUCGCUAGAUGGAGUCAGAGACAAAAACGUGAUGCAGCUUAAGAAACUCAACACUGUUCUCUUCCCGGUCCGCUAUAACGACAAGUACUACGCCGAUGCGAUUGCAUCCGGCGAGUUCACUAAGCUUGCUUAUUACGGUGACAUAUGUGUCGGAGCUAUUGCUUGUCGGCUGGAGAAGAAAGAAGGCGGGGCCAUGAGAGUGUAUAUAAUGACACUUGGUGUUCUUGCACCAUACCGCGGCAUUGGCAUUGGUUCAAAGCUAUUGAAUCAUGUUCUUGACAUAUGCACCAAGCAAAACAUAUCUGAAAUAUACUUGCACGUUCAGACAAACAACGAAGAUGCGAUCAAGUUCUACAAGAAGUUUGGGUUUGAGAUCACAGAUACCAUACAAGACUACUACAUCAACAUAGAGCCAAGAGACUGUUAUGUUGUCACCAAGUCCUUUGCUCAGUCUGAAGCCAGCAAAUGAUGACAAUACACCACUUAGGGAAAGCCAUUCUUUCCCUGUUUGUUUGUUCAUUGAAGAAUCUAUUCUUAAUGUUAUGUUUUUGUUUCCUGAGUUUUGCUUGUUUUUUUUGAUGACCUCAAAGUUAUAGAUUCAUGGUUGUCUAGUAAACCCUUGGUUUUGGACCUCUUAGUCGAGGAAGUUUCAAAUUUCAACAUUGCAGCU